Spinacia oleracea (spinach) is the source of this 789-nucleotide messenger RNA. RefSeq lists its product as uncharacterized. Bases 1 to 789 code for a protein of 262 amino acids. Lineage: Eukaryota; Viridiplantae; Streptophyta; Magnoliopsida; Caryophyllales; Amaranthaceae. The transcript has 3 exons. The record is from RefSeq and is a predicted model, not a curated record.
AUGCAGGAGGAGAUAGAUGCUCUUGAAUGCAGUGCUACGUGGACUGUGGAAGAUCUUCCUCCAGGUAAAAAGGCUAUUGGUAGUGGUUGGGUGUAUAAAAUUAAAUACAUUGACAAGUCGAUAGUUGAACGUCUUAAAGGACGAUUGGUUGUCUAUGCUAAUAGGCAGGUUGAAGGAGUUGAUUAUAAUGAGACUUUUGCGCCUGUAGCAAAAAUGGGCACUUUUCGUUUGUUUCUGUCCGUUGCGGUAUCUAUGAAUUGGGAAUUACACCAGAUGGAUGUUCAUAAUGCCUUUCUACAUGGAGAUUUGGAAGAGGAGGCUCUGAGACAGUGGUUUGCAAAGUUGUCAAGUGCCUUGAAGGUCGAUCAUCAUAUGCAGAUUACUCAUUGUUUAGUUAUGUCCAAGGAGAAAACAAAGAAACAACCUAUUGUUUCUCGUUCAGUUGCUGAAGUAGAGUACCGUUCUAUGGCCGUAGCCACUUGUGAGUUGAAGUGGUUGAAGUCGUUGUUGUCCUCCCUUGGUGUCAUGCAUUCCAAGCCUAUGCAGUUAUUCUGUGAUAGUCAGUCUACCCUACAUAUUGCUAAAAAUCCGGUGUUUCAUGAUCGUACUAAGCAUAUUGAAGUUGACUGCCAUUUUGUUCGAGAUGAAAUUUUGAAGGGUAAUGUGUCUACGUCGUAUGUUCCUAUAGGUAAUCAGUUAGUGGACAUUUUGACUAAAGCGCUUGGAAGACAACAUUUGGGAUUUCUGAUGUGCAAGUUGGGCAUUCGUGAUCUACAUGCUCCAACUUGA